Esox lucius (northern pike) is the source of this 5657-nucleotide messenger RNA. RefSeq lists its product as uncharacterized. Bases 740 to 5437 code for a protein of 1565 amino acids. The record is from RefSeq and is a predicted model, not a curated record. Lineage: Eukaryota; Metazoa; Chordata; Actinopteri; Esociformes; Esocidae. The transcript has 8 exons. Gene Ontology annotation, biological process: cell differentiation.
CCUGAAUCAUAGCUUGUUGUACUGAGCAUCGUCAGCUGGAGGGAACCCUGUAGAAUGGUUCCCCAGGAGGGAUGUUGUGAGUCCUGCCUUAAGGAAAGUUUGUCGGCAGGUUGGAGGAAGGAUGGAAGAGCAGGAGGGGGAUGAGAUCAUAGUGUCAGGGUGUUGUCAAGAGAGAGCAAAAGAAGGUGGUUAGCAAUGGGAGUUGGAAAGAAGCUGAACUGCUAUGGGGUAUCAAUGAUGUCAAGAAAUCGUCAUUAACUGCUGAAAACCUCCUUUUCCAGGAAUUGGGGAAAAAUGUCCAUGUUUUCCUAUUAACAUUUGCUUGGUCUUAGUCCUCGAGUCAUCGGACUACUUUGACAGUGUCAGUAUAUUAUAAGACAUUUAAACUGGACAGAAAUGACUUAACGUUCGUUGGACGGCGACAGUCUGUUAGUGUUGCAUAUGUGUUGUGUUUUGUUUUCUGUGUGUGGCUAUGGGUGGGGCACUGAAUUAUGACUACAUGUUCAGGAAUGAAGGGAGUGGUGCCACUUUUUUUUGCAGAGGCCGUGAAGUUUGGUUGAGUACAGAUCAGGAGGGAGUUGAAUGGACUGGGUGCUUGGGCUCCCCGAACACCUUCACACUGAGAGUCAUGAUCAAAAGAGUGGAAUUGAUUUAAACCAAUGGUGCAAUCAAUGCUUUUGUAAUAUUAAUGUAGCAAUUGUAGGAAUGGACAAUGGCAGUAGGUCCAGUGUAAGGUGGGAUGUCAGGCCGUGAGUCUGUCGGGGACCUGAUCCCCCAAGAUGUUGCGGAGGUGUUUGCCUACGAGAGGAACACCAAAGGGGGGAGAAGGAAAAAGCGCGGGGGCUCCCUUGGUCGGGCCUUUAGCUGGCUCAAGGGAAAGAAGAAGAAGGAUGUCAAUGCUAACGGACAAAGCCUGGACUUUCAUUCAGGUGGGCAGAAGACUGUCAAGACCUCCCCACAGGGCCACAGCCAAGUCCCAAAACAGGAGGAUGAGGAGGCCCACAUCCCGUCUCACUUCCAGAAGAAUGUCUUCAUCGAGGUCAACCGGCCCAAGUACCUGGAAGACCUGCACAGUGAGGCCCAGGAGGGACUCAAAAUGCAGCAGCAAGAAGAAACCAGUUACGGAGUUGAUUACCAGGAUGACCGAAGCGUCACUUCAACGGUGACCCGACAGCCAGAUGACACGGAGACGGAGACGGAGAGUUGCAGUUACGGAUAUAGGAGAGGCUCUCUGUCAGACAGCACAAUGGCUGACACAGUGUCCCAGGUCUCCACACGCUCCACAGUCUCCACUAGAUCCACACGGUCAGGAUUGACCCGCCAAGCGUCAACCUUCAGGCCCCUGAAGUCAGAGAAGAAGCCGGAGAAGGCCAAGGCUAGAAGGAGACAUAGGAGAACAACCGUUAUGGGGAUACCACAACACAUCCAGAGAGAACUAGGGCUGGACCGAGCCUCAUGGGCAUGCCGUCAGGUUAUAGAUGAGGACAGGCUCCCUAACGGUGAGAACGAGAACAUCCACACCAUCGAUGGGCCUCACCAGACUAGCUCCCGGGACGGGUUGAGGAUCUACAUGCAGUCCAUGGAAGGCCUGCAGCCUGUCAAUGAGAACCAGGUCCAGAGGUUUCCCCCUAGAGCCGGCCACCGGGACGACCUGGCUGUACCCCAGCAAAUGGACCCUCAUCAGCAGCCGCCCAGCCCGGUCAUGUCCAUGAACCCCCAGGCGGCGUACAUGUCGAAGAUCAUCCCCAACGCCGUGUUGCCGCCCUCCAUCGAUGUGGUGGAGAUCAGCCGCAGCCGAAGCCGUAGCAGCGUCCGUACCGUCAGUAAGAGCAGACUGCUGCUGGCCAGCCCUGCCUCCUCGAGAGCCUCCUCCCGCGCCUCCGCCAUGUCCUCUGCCUCCCGCUAUGACCCGCCACACUUCUCCGACAGCUCCGGGUGGAGCCGCUCGGAUUCCUCCGAGACCCUGGUGUCGGACUCCUCCACCAUCUCCUCGAACAGCACGGCUAGACAAGGGGGCUCACAGGAGGGAGAUGGAGAGGGUUCAGUCAAGGAGAGGGCCCUGGGUAGAGACGGCAUCCACGCUUCUGUCGGUAAGACCUCCUGGGUUACUGCCACCAAUGGCAAGGGGAAAGCCAAAGGGGAUGAUGACAAACAAGAUGGGCCCUUCAUCCGGAGCCUGUCUGUGAUGAAGCCCAAGAGGGCCCCAGCCCCACCCAACCGCUCCUACUCCCUGCACAAGGACAAGAUGAAGAGGCGCUCGCGGGACCUGGCGGACAUCAGGUUUGUUGCCCCUCAGAGCAGCGCAGUUCAGGUUAGGGAGGCGAAAACUGCCCUGCCCUCCGAUAACACAAAUAGCCCCGGGUACACAGCAGACACCAGCUCUCUGGAUGAGUCUCCACGCUCUGUGGCCACCAGACCUUUCGACACCCCUCAGCAGACAAUCAAGGAGGAGGUGACCAGUGAGCAGCCGGUCUCCACAGACCUAUCUCCACAGACCACUCAAGAAAAUGGCCAGAAAAAGACUGUCUCGCCCUCCAGCGGCUAUUCCAGUCAGGGUGGCACGCCCACCCCCCCUUCCAAACAGGCCCAUAACUCAAACCCCGGGAACAGGAGAGGCCUCCUGGCCAAACUAGCAGGCAUCUUCCCCAGGACACCAUCCCCAGCGGCUUCAUUUCCACCACCUGUUAGCGGCAAGACGCCUGAGCCUCAGUCACCCUCCCCAGUCAACGCUGUCCCUCCCUCACCUUCAGUCAUGGCACUCCGAGAGCUUUUCAACAUCCCGCCACCACCCAAGGUGUUGGCUCCCCCUCCUCCUCCCCCAGAGGUGUGGGCACACAAUAAGCGCACCUUUGAACUGCUGCUCGGUCCCCCUGCACCCAUCAACAUGGAAACGAUGGUGAGAAAGAAUCCAAAGGAUCGACGACAGCAAAGGCAGUGUCCCUCCGCAUCUAGAGAGGGUUCUGUUAAGAACUUGUCAGCAGAGCAGGAUGCGGUCGGUGUGCUAAACAGGGUCAAUGUGCCUGAGGCUAAAGAGCUGACAGGUCUUGCAGACCAGGAGAGGGAACAGUUUUCCACUGUGGGGACAAGUAAUCCAGUAGCAUACACGCAUGAGUCAGGAAAAGGUCCAGAGAGUCAAAAUGUCCAGGAAAGAAAAGGUUUUAUUCCAGUAGUUAAAGGAAAGGAAGGUAAUGGACCGGCUCAAAUGGAGAUGUCUGAAGGCGUGAAAGGGAAUAGUGAGGUUGAAUCAGAGAGGGUCAAGGUAAGUCAGAUGAUAGGUAAACUAGAGAAGGUCAAGGCAAGUCAUUUUGUAAAUGGAAAGUCAGUAACGACCAUGGUAUCUCCCAGAAAGAGUGUUGACAAAGUAAACACACAAAUGCAUAGACUUACUAAAGAGGGAAGGACUGAAUCCCAAGUUGAAAUAGAUACGUCAUCUGUGGCUAGCCUUGCCCUAGCACACGUCUCAUCUUCUUCUACACCACAUGCACAUCCUAUUCCCGCUUCCAAACAGACCCUACCUGUGGCCCCACUUUUGAUGCCCUCAGACUCUUUGACGACUCCAGAGCCCCGACUAGUCUCCCCCUAUGGGGAAUCUUCUUGGCCCCCGCCCCCAUCUCCUUUGGACUUGGCCAAUAUUGGGAAUGAGCUUGACCUCCCCCUUCCCCCACCACCAAGUGGUUACGAAGACGAGGUAGUUAUAACAGAACCUGUGUCCCCUGUAUCAGAGGAGACAGUGAGGGCUCCAAACCUUGCCCAAUCUGCACCCCAGAAAGUUUCACCUGUAUCGCAGGGAAUCCCACCUCCACCCCAGACUAUCCCACCUCCACCUCCUCAAAAAGUCCCCCCAUCACCAGCUCUUGGGGUUACACGUUUGACUUCCAAAGAAGCCACCUCAACACCAAAUACAAAGUGUCCUUCCUUCUUCAUUCCUCCACCUCCCAAAUGCAGUCCACCCCCACCUCCAGUAAAUACCAUACAGCAGUCAAAACCAGGAACCACAGAAAGCCAGAAUAAAGAGAAUAGGUCCCACAGCCAGAGCUCUCCCACUCCCCCAGAAGAGAUGCACACUCCUGUGGUCACCCCCUCUCUUCUUCAGAAGGUCAAGCUGAGGUCUGUCAAAUAUUGUGAUCAGGGUCAGGAAACGGACCAGACAGAGGUGAUAUUAAGGGCCAAACAACCAAGUAAUGGGGAGGCUCCCCAGAAGCCCAUUAGAAGGUCCCUGAUCAUGACAUCUCCCCCUUCCACUCUCACAUCCCAACCUACUAUUAUCACACAACCUUCUAUAGCCCCAACCCCAAACCUAGAGGCAACCCCAAACCUAGAGGGAACUCCAUCCCCAGCCCCAGUGGUAGCCCCAACCCCUGCCCCAGUGGUAGCCCCAACUCCUGCCCCAGUGGUAGCCCCAACUCCUGCCCCAGUGGUAGCCCCAACUCCUGCCCAAGUUGCAACCCAAGUCCCAGUGGUAGCCCCAACUCCUGCCCCAGUGGUAGCCCCAACUCCUGCCCCAGUGGUAGCCCCAACUCCUGCCCCAGUGGUAGCCCCAACUCCUGCCCAAGUUGCAACCCCAGUCCAAGUGGCAACCCCAACUCCUGCCACCAAGGCAACCCCAACUCCUGCCACCGAGGCAACCCCAACUCCUGCCACCGAGGCAACCCCAGUCCCAGUGGUAACCCCAACUCCUGCCCCAGUGGUAACCCCAGUCUCAGUGGCAACCCCAACUCCUGCCACUGAGGCAACCCCAGUCCCAGUGGUAACCCCAACUCCUGCCCCAGUGGUAACCCCAGUCUCAGUGGUAACCCCAACUCCUGCCACCGUGGCAACCCCAGCCCCAGUUGCAACCCCAACUCCUGCCCUAGUGGUAACCCCUGCCUCAAAGGUGACCCCAACCCUUGACACAAUUACAGUCAAGCCCCAGCCCAAUAGAAUUAGUUUAGCCCCAAAAUCAUCUAUUGUCACCUCUCCUACUCGGAAGUCCCCUCCUGACUCAGCCACCACCCCCUCGAUGAGGAUGCAGGAGGCAAUACGCUUGAGGACAGCAGCCAGAAGUAAAGAGGGGCCUCCAUCUCGUCUCAGCAUGCCCUCACCUACUUCACCAGCAGGUCUCAAGUCCCCCACAUCCACGGCCAGUUUCAUCUUUGCCAAGAGCACAAAGAAGGUUGUCAUCGAAACCCCCUCGUCCCCUGAGACCCAGGCCAAUCUUACAAAGAACCUGAUGGCUGAGCUUUCAUCUGUGUCUAAUGUAGCCAAGUCCGCUGACACACAGAAUAGGAUGCCUCCACCCGUGGCUAGGAAACCUAAGCCAAAGGCCAAGGAUGUGGAGGGUGGGGAGACUGAGCAUGUGCAAACUGCGGGACAGGAAGCACAACCAGCCAAUGACACUGAGGCUGCUCCGAAUGGGACUACGGUUGGUGUUGAAGUGUCACCACCACCCUCCACAUGAGGAAGACUGCCACCUGGCAAGGAUCAGUCAUUUGCAUUGACAGACUGACCUUUACCUGGAAGUUGAGAAGACACCAUGUGUCAUGAACCAUUAGUCAAAUACAAUCGGUAAGAGGGAGAUGGCUCCAAAAGAGAAGGCAUCUGGAGCUUUCCAAAGGGAGGACAAAUGGACAUAACUAAAUGUAACCCAUUCACAAAAGAGAUUUAUGUAAAAAAAAAAA